CUACCCCUACCCUUUCAUAUGAGUGCUUGAGAUUUUCUGGCUUUCAUGCGGACCGUUCUAAAAAUAAUCCAUUUGCUGGUCUAGUUCCAUAUUAAGUUCCGGCACAAUUCACCAGGAACAAAAGCAGGAGAGCAGCAGUUGUAGAGAGGUUUGGGGUAGGAGGACCGGGUUAAAAGACGCUCUCUUAUUCCCCACUUCGUUUUAUGGAAUGGGGGAGCCACAGGCAGAGGUCAAGGUGGUGAAUGAAGAAACAGAGGCCAAGCCGCAGCAGGCCAAUAAGAAUGGCAAGAAGGCAGAGGGUGCAGGAGGAACCUCCUUCUUCACCUGGUUCCUGGUGCUUGCUCUCCUGGGCGUCUGGACCUCAGUAGCUGUGGUGUAUUUUGACCUUGUUGACUAUCAAGGUGUAAUAGCCAAAGCAAAGGACUUGCGCUAUAAUCUUUCAGAGGUAUUACAAGGGAAACUUGUAUCCUAUGAUGCCGAUGGGGAUGGAGACUUUGAUGUGGAAGACGCCAAAGUUCUACUAGGACUGACAGAUAAACCCAGCAUUGUGACCGGUGAAUCAGUUGAGGAUAAACCUGAACCUGUGGAAGAAGAGUCUAUUGUGGAGGAAGAGAUUCAAGCCACGAAAGCUGAGAAUUCCGUUCCGCCGCCACCAGAACCUGAGGCUGUGGAGGAGGAGCCAGAGGCGGUGGAGGAGGAGCCAGAGGCUGUGGAGGAGGGGCCAGAUGCUGCGGAGGAGGAGCCAAAGGCUACGGAGGAGGAGCCAGAGGCUACGGAGGAGGAGCCAGAGGCUGCGGAGGAGCAGGAAGUCCCAGAGGAAGAACCUGAAGUUGUGGAGGAAGAACCAGAGGCUGUUCCUGUUGAAGAGGAAACUGAGGAGGAGCCUGAACCAGUGGAGGAAUCUGUACCACUUGAGGAAGUGGUUGAGGAAGUUAUUGCAGCGGAGGCUGCACCAGUGGAGGAGGCUGCACCAGUGGAGGAAGCAGUUGAGGAGGCUGCACCAGUGGAGGAAGCAGUUGAAGAAGUGGUGGAGGAGACUGCACCAGGAGAAGAUGAAGUAGAAGAAGUGACAGAAGAAAAUGCACCAGUAGAAGAAAUAGUGGAGGAAGCCGUAAAGGAAGCUGAGCCAGUGGAUGAAGCGGUGGAAGAAGCAGAACCAGCAGAAGAGCCAGCAGAGAAAGCUGAACCAGCAGAGGAACUUGAACCAGCAGAGGAACCAGCAGAUGAUGCUGAACCAGUAGAAGAGCCAGUAGAGGAAGUAGUAGAAGUGCCUUCAGAAGAAGAAGAAGAAGAAGAAGAAGAAGCUGAGGACGAGGACGAGACAGCAACAGAAGAGGAAACUGAACAAGUGGAGGAACCAGCAGAGGAGGCAGAACCAGUGGAAGAUACAGAACCAGUGAGUGAAACACCUGAAGAAACAGCUGAGGAGCCUGUCCUUAAUGAAGAAACAGUACCGGAAGAAGAAUUAAUAGAGGAGACACCUCAGGAAGAUGAGGAAGUAGAAGAAUCCACAGUGGAGGAAGUAGAGCUUGAGGAGGAGAAUGUAGAAGAACAGGAGGAAGCAACUUCUGAGGAAGAACAGACUGAGGAAGACAUUGCAGAAACAUAAAGCAUGAGGCAGUAUGGAGGAUGAGGAGAGGACCAGCACUGCCUGGCAUUCCACUGGAACUGUGCAGCUGCCAAUUCUCAUCUUGGAGUUUUUUUUUUUUUAACUCAAGCCUAUUUGUUAAUUGAUAAUGUGGUCUCUUGUGUAUAAUACACUUUUUAAUGUUUCUGUUUGGUUGUUUGAUUUUUCUCCUUUCCCUUGCAGAUCCUUAUAAUAAUGACAAAAGGUUUUGUGUCCAUCCCCUAACAUAGAUGUGAAGUAGCCAUUUUUGAUCACGGCUAAUAGUCAGAUUGUCGUUCCCUAUUCUUUGUGUUUAAACAGCAUCAUGUUGCUUUGUAGCUCAGAGAUAUUGACAUUUUAUUCAGAAUUUAACUUGUCAGCAUGUCUUCAUCAAAUCUGUCUUUUUGCUUUAAUGUGAAGGUACUAUGCAAAGCUGCACUGAUCUUGCGCUAUGAUUUCAUCUUUAAUUUUUGUACUACCGGUAUGUAUUGGGUCUGCAUUUCCAAUGUUGCAUAUCAAGGACAAGUUUAUGCUGGCAGGUAGAUAAUUGUCAUGUGAAGUGUGUGUGGAGCCUUUGGCGUGCAUGUUUGUAUGUUGGUUUGAAAGUUCAAACGUUAACCGUUUUGCGAAACAAUCUUUUGAGCCAUUUUUCUUAUUAGUAGAAUGUUUUCUCAUUUGUCUUUAUUUCUGCUUACUGUUAAGAUUUGAGUACCUCUCUGUUUUUUGCCAAGAUCUCACAAUGAGCAGAAGACUUUCACUAGCAAAAGUUUUCAUUUCAUUGUGAUUCUGCUCUGUGACAUUGUAAUACAGCUAAUAUGGACCAGUCCAAGACAGUGUACAUUCCCUUCAUAGGGUGUUCAUAGACUUAUAUUUGGAUGAGCUACAAGCUACUUGUUCCUGACAGACACCAUGUCUACACCAAACGGGCCAUGACAACAUGCUUGUUCUUAAUGGGUUUGUCGCGCCCCGCCGAAUCCAGUGUGGAAUUUUUUUUAAAUUAUAAUGGGUUCUAAUGCGUUUCUAAUAUAUUUUGUCGUGUCGUGUCCGGUGUAGACACGGUGAGACACUCCAGCUGCUGUGCAAUUUAAAUGGGCAUUCUUCAUUACAUAUGGUGUAAGGCUCCGUAUGUAAUGAAGAAUGCCCAUUUAAAUUGUGCUUCAAAUAUAGAGCAACCUGUUCUAUAAAAUACUUUUAAAAAUACUAAUAUUUUUAUAGCGGUAUAAAUCUAGUGCUUCAUCAGUCAUUACAUGCAGAUUAAUUUGUUAACCUCACAGCCUGUGCAUUCCAUGUGCAUUUAUGUUGCUCCUUUCAACUGCUGGAGACCGUUUUGUUGUCUGCAUACAGAAAAGAACGUGACUGGGGUGUCUUGUCACUAGAAUAUAUUUCGCUAGAUUAGUUUGUAUUUACUAUUGUCAACAGUAUUGCCAUGGUUAUUAUAAUACGGUGUAUGUCUAACCUAAAAUACAGAGUAAUUAGUUAAGUAAUGACUUUGAAGGAAACUCUGGCUCUUGUUUCACUGUGGAUUCUUUUCUCCUCAAGGUAUUGUUUUAUGUACACUGUGGUUUUACGGGCCCUGCCAGAAUAAAGUUUAUGUGAUGGGCUUUAGAAAAUGCUGCAAAUCAAUUGUUUUACUAUGGCUGCAAUGUAUUUUUGAGGUUUUUUUUUAUUACAACAGUAGAGGGCAUUCUGGACCCUUAACACAUUUGAACGCGAUGUGAAUUUUUAAAGUGGUAUUAAUUUUGCUUAUUACAAACUUAUUUCUUUUCUUUUUUAGAAUUUUUAAGAAUUCAUUUUUUUAGGAUUUGACGCUUUAUAGUUGAAUUGAAUUUUACAAAAGUGUUAACCUCUAAAAGCCAUAUGUAAAAGGUUGGAUUUAGCAACCUUGAUAUAGGCCAUACUUCAGUGGACAGACACCUCACAACCAGCAAUAAAUAAUUUAUAAACUGAAGUUUACUGAAUACUUUGUAUUCAGAGGUUUACAUGAAAUCCUGCUGUAUAGGCUUACUGGUUUAAGUUAUUGAGGUGAUUGUGGUUUUAGGGAGUUUUGGGUAACUUUGACACAUCUGUAAACUGUAAAUGUUUGGAGUGCUGCAAUAAAGGUUGGGACAAUGAUAAAACCACCUAGACCUGUGUUGUUUUGUUC
Triplophysa rosa is the source of this 3749-nucleotide messenger RNA. It is a transcript of the gene asph, whose product is annotated as aspartate beta-hydroxylase. Gene Ontology annotation, biological process: peptidyl-aspartic acid hydroxylation. Gene Ontology annotation, molecular function: peptidyl-aspartic acid 3-dioxygenase activity. Bases 209 to 1609 code for a protein of 466 amino acids. NCBI's taxonomy places the organism in Eukaryota, Metazoa, Chordata, Actinopteri, Cypriniformes, Nemacheilidae. Gene Ontology annotation, cellular component: endoplasmic reticulum; membrane. The record is from RefSeq and is a predicted model, not a curated record. The transcript is spliced from 9 exons.